This is a messenger RNA of Populus trichocarpa (black cottonwood), 794 nucleotides long. RefSeq lists its product as uncharacterized. The record is from RefSeq and is a predicted model, not a curated record. Lineage: Eukaryota; Viridiplantae; Streptophyta; Magnoliopsida; Malpighiales; Salicaceae. The coding region runs from base 110 to 706 and encodes 198 amino acids. The transcript has a single exon.
AAUAAAUACAGCCACACACUAGAAUUUCAAUGCUGCAUUACUGUAGAGCUCUGAAGUCUUCCAUGGCUGCAUAGCAGUGCGGUCUAAAGUUCAAGAAAAAAUCAAGAAAAUGAAGACCAUGAGAUCCAAAUUUCACCUCCUGGGAUGCACCAAUCUCACCCACCCGACUUCAAAUUCUCCCGCUUUCAUUCCAAUCAGAGCCAAACCCCAUCUUCAGCAUCCCACGUAUCCAUCCGUAAUACUUGCGAAAACCGCUGCAGGUACAUCAAGAAAAACUUUAGCAUGUCCUACGAGAAAUUAUGCUGCAACAAAGCGCAUAGACAAGUCAGCAGUAUUGCUUGAAUUCACACCUAUAAAACAGGAACUCCCAAAAAAUGAGCAUUCAAGGUUUCUUGUUCUGGGAGCUGUGUCUGUAGGAAUUGUGUGGUUUCUGAUGGCCAUGGAUGAUCAGAAGGCAUUGGCUUUAGGUCCUGAAGGGCCUCUAAUGGAAGAGUUUUGGGAGAACGUGAGGAGGUAUGCACUUUAUGCAUUAACUGUAAGCACAGGUGCUCUUUACACAAUCUUCGAACCUAUAGGGGAAUUGCUCAAGAACCCCAUUACUGCAGUGCUCAUUCUUCUUAUCUUUGGAGGCAGUUUCUAUGUUCUUUCUCAAGUGCUUUCUGUCAUGCUUGGUGUCUCUGAAUUUAAUUAUGAUUAUUCAUACUAGAUUGACAGGUUUUCCUUUCUGUUGAAUUGUACGAAGAUGAGAAAAUCUUUCUGACUUCAAGAGAUCUCAUAUUGCAGUGUUCACCUUA